Messenger RNA from Penicillium roqueforti, 1890 nucleotides. RefSeq lists its product as uncharacterized. The coding region runs from base 1 to 1890 and encodes 629 amino acids. NCBI's taxonomy places the organism in Eukaryota, Fungi, Ascomycota, Eurotiomycetes, Eurotiales, Aspergillaceae. The transcript has 2 exons. Gene Ontology annotation, biological process: oligopeptide transport; transmembrane transport. Gene Ontology annotation, cellular component: membrane. The record is from RefSeq and is a predicted model, not a curated record. Gene Ontology annotation, molecular function: dipeptide transmembrane transporter activity.
AUGGCAGCUCAGGCCACAGGCCGGGACUCGAGCUCGCUCGUUAUCCGUGAUGUUGAGCCUGCCAAUACCACCCUGCAAAGUAACCCAGUUUGCAAUGAGGUCGCUGAUAAGAGUAUCAUCCCCGAGUCGUACAACCUUGACGUGGGUGACGAGGAUCCAACCAGAGAUGAACUUCAUGGCCCCAAUGCCUUGCGUCGCGUCUCAGCUCCGAUUCCCUGGGCUGUCUACACCAUCGCAUUUGUUGAGCUGUGCGAGCGUUUUUCCUACCACGGAACCCAUGUUCUCUACUCUAACUUCGUGAACCAUGCUCUCCCCCUUCCUGCCCCGAAUGGCCCUCCCGGAUCAAACCACGCAACCGGGGCUGGUGGCCCUAGCUCUCAGGAUUUCUCCGGUGCUUUGGGUAAGGGUGUUGAGACUGCCAACGCUAUCAACACCUUCAACACCCUCUGGUGCUACUGCCUUCCUCUAGUGGGUGCCUGGAUCGCCGACGAGUACUGGGGACGAUACAAGACCAUCUCCUGGUCUAUUGUGGCUGCCAUUUUAGGUCACAUCAUUUUGGUGAUCUCUGCCAUUCCACCGGUGAUUAUGAAUACUGAUGCCUCCUUCGCUGUGUUCAUUCUAGGUGUAAUAAUCAUGGGCUUAGGUACUGGUGGCUUCAAGCCCAACAUAUCCGCUCUGGUUGUCGAGCAGAUACCUGCCGUCAAUCUCAAGGUGCGUACACUGAAGUCUGGUGAGCGUGUUGUCGUCGACCCGACUAUCACUCAGAGCCGUAUCUAUCACUACUUCUACCUGCUUAUCAACAUAGGCGCACUGGUCGGUCAGAUCGGCAUGGUCUAUGCGGAGAAGUAUAUCGGCUUCUGGUUGGCCUUUCUGCUUCCCACGCUCAUGUUCCUGACUACUCCACCCAUCAUGUGGUGGGGUCGCAAGCGCUAUCGCCAGUCUCCCCCGGCGGGCUCGGUAACUUACAAGGCCAUCAUGACAAUCUUAUUUUGUAUGCGCGACCGCUGGCACUUUAAUCCAUACAUCAUGUGGAAACGAACACACGAUGGCACUUUCUGGGACACCGCGAAGCCCUCCAACAUCGAACCCCAAUCCCGACCCAGGUGGAUGACCUUUGACGAUGCAUGGGUGGAUGAAGUGCACCGUGGAUUUGCAGCUUGCGCAGUUUUUUGCUAUUUCCCAUUCUACUGGCUAGCCUACAACCAACUGACGAACAAUCUCAACGCACAGGCUAGCACGAUGACCGUGAAAGGCGUCCCGAACGAUAUUGUGAACAACCUUGACCCCUUGGCGCUGAUUAUCUUCGUCCCGAUCUGCGACAAGCUCCUUUACCCCGUCUUGCGCAAAAUGGGCCUUCAAUUCACGGCCAUUAAGAAGAUUGCCCUCGGUUUCUGGUUGGCGUCGCUCUCCAUGAUAUGGGCUGCUAUCGUUCAGUCCUACAUCUACCUGACUUCGCCCUGUGGCUUCGGAGCUAACACCUGCCCCAACGACGAUGGCAGCGUCCACCCAUGUCAUAUCCUUGUUUGGGCUCAGACUGGAUCCUACGUCCUGGUUGCUGUAUCGGAGAUCUUUGCCGUCAUCACCUCAAUGGAGUAUGCCUACUCCAAGGCACCUCGCAAUAUGCGUUCCCUCGUCCAAGCUAUGAAUAUGUUCACUAACGCUGUCUCCGCAGCCAUAGCUGAGACUUUGAUACCGCUUUCCAGGGCCCCUUUGUUGGCCUGGAACUACGGCAUCUUCGCCAUCUUGACCUUUGUCGGUGGCGCCGUCUUCAUCGUCCAGUUCUGGGGCCUGGAUAAAGAGGAGGACGAGUUGAACAACUUGCCCGAGGGUCAUGUGCAGGCUAGUGAGAGCCCGGGAGACCAUGUUGGGGUUGGCCCUAGUCGUGGGUGA